GAAGACGCCCUCCAGCAUUCAUGAUGGCUUGACUGGUCGUGCUCAUGCCGCACAAAACACACUUUCAGGAUUUAUAGAUCGAUAAUGUAUAUCAGUAGAGAUUAGACAUUAUCUGUUUGAUUACAUUAGAUUAAGGCGGGAGUGUGGGGUUAAGUGAAACUAGUAAUAAUAGCGUUAUAAACGUGCAUAUCUCGUGAUUAAUCUUAGUAUUACACAUUCAAAGAGACAAGUUGUAUGUUUUGUUACAGCUUAAUCGGUUGAACGCGGCGUUUAUGUGGAUGUUUACUGUAACACUUUACAAAAACUGGAUUGAACGCGUGUCUUUAUUCCGUUCAGACGGCGACGCGUCCAGGAACAACGGGCUGUUGUAUGUGACUCAUGACAGUUUAAAGUGCUGAUCGGUUCCGAUCCAAAGAGAUGAGCCCUCAGAAGAAGAUGAAGAAAAGAAAGCAGCUGAACGCGCUCAUCGGACUGACUGACAGCAGCAGGAAGAAAAGCAAACAGACGUGUGGACACCGAUUACUGCGAACCGAGCCGUCCGAAUCCGAGUCCAGUUCAGAGGAGCCGGACUUCAGCCGACACCGAGCCGGACUCUGCGGACUGAGUUCAGUGCACUGUUACCCGCUGUGUGUGUUCAUCAUCCUGGCGGCGUGUGUCGUGUGCUGCGCCGGACUCAUAUGGAUGCAGAUCGCCCUCAAAGAGGACCUGGACUCCAUGAAAGACAAGAUCCGCAUCAUGGAAACCAGUCAAAAACUGUCGUCGCACGAGAUUGUGAAACUCAGUGAGGAUCUGAAGGACAAACAGAGAAAACUGGAUGACAUUGAAAGUGGCGACAAAGGCCUGGCUAAAUUAUGGUCCAAUCUAACGGAAAUCAACCAAAAGCUCAGUGCGCUCGACUCCGCUGUCAAUCACUUGAAAGCGAACAUAAAAUCAGCAUCCGAUCUCAUCGCACUUCCAAGAGCAGUCGAGGAGCUCCAGAAGAGUGUGGCCACUAUCGGCAGCACCGUCACCAGCGUCCAGCACGACAUCUCUAUGAUAAAGUCUGUCGUGGAAGAGAGAAGGAAAGGAGAUCAACUAAAAGAAAGCACGAAUGGAGGGAAAGCCACAAACAGCACACCUGAAAACAACAACACGUGUUUUACGCUGAAGCAGGAAAUCCAGUAUAUUCAGGAGGGCUUGAAUGAAUUGAACAGCACUCAAGUUCUUCAUCAGUCCUGGUCUGGUGAGCAGAUUCAGAGCAUUCACUUCAUGCUGUCCAACCUCAGCAGAUGGGUAUCUACUCUGGAACAGAGCUCUGCUGCUGCUGCUCCUCAUCAAGAACUGCAGACUACCGGAGAGCCUGUUAAUACAGGUUCUUCAGUGUCACGCCGGCCCAGAUUUCUGUCUCAGAAACGUUAUAAACGAGGGCAGUCGUCCACUCAGAAGACGGUGAUGUUUCCUGGGGUCAACUCUAUCGAAGAUCUAGAGAAGGUCCUCCAUCGAGCUCUGCAGCGUGGCGUGACGUAUGAGGAGUUGCGUGAAGUGUUUGGAUCAGAUACUCCAGACUUCAGUCUUCUGCAGCUCUAUGACAGAGAUGAAGACCACAUGUACACACUGGAAGAGCUUCAGGCUGCACUGAGGUCAGGCCAGAGCAGCGAUUGAAGAGAGCGCACUGGAUCACAUCAGUGUUGAUCUGAUGGCACUAUAAACUUGAAUGUUCACCGUUUACACACUGUCAUUCACCUCAGAGUCCAUUGAAGCUCUUCUAGGAAGUGAGUGUUUUUGUUUGUGUUCCAUUGAAUUGGAUGGAGAAGCUUGAAAUGUACCGUUUUGUUUUUUUGCAACACACCAACAACUUGUUGCAUUUAGAUUUAUUACUCAAAAUGAAGCUUAUUUUUAGAACCAUUAAGAUCAUUUUUGUGACAAUGUAAGCACAUUUUCCUAGCCAAUAUUUAUUACUGUGAUGUGAAAAAAAUUCUGUUAUUUAAAUCAGAUUUAUUAUGCAUCAUGGUAGAUUGUACAAAGAAAUCCUUGUUGUGUGCAGUGUAAUAGAGUAAAAAAAUAUCGUUUACCAAUACAAAUGUUGUUUUAGAAUCUCAAUUGAGAAUGAAAAGAAACUCAAAGUAAAAUGUCUUGACAUUUAUGAGGGAAAGUGUGCUUAACUGUCAUGAAAUUAGCAUCACAAUGUAAAUGUUCCUAAAAUAGGCCUCAUUUUCUUAAUGCAAAAAAUAAUUUCAUAUUUUGUUCCUUAUGCCUUGAUAUUGACUUCAGGGUGUAAUGUGACCUGGACAUGUUUUUGUAGCAUUCUCCCAUAUACAUAUAUAUAUAUAUAUAUAUUUAUGUGACAGGAAUCAUUUUUAAGUUUGUGAGAAAUGAGGGCAAAUGAAGAUUAUUUACUCAUUAUCAGAUCUAGCAAUAAUAUAAUCCAAAAAUUGCUUUUAGUGGAUAUAAGCAUCUGAUAUUUAUAUGAUAACAUAAUGCAAUGCGCUUGGCUACUUGUCAAUUAGCAGAUAUUUUGAUUUUAAUCCAAAGUACAUUUGAGUGGUAAUUGCUCAUGCAAAGGUUUAAAAAAAGAUCAAUAUCUUGAAUGUUCAUGUGUGUAUAUAUAUUUAUCUGUAAUUUAUCUGCGUUUCUCCUACACUUGGCUCUGUAAGGUGUGAAGAUCACACACAGUAAAGCUGUUGUAGAUUGAAAGUGUUUUUGUACAGCCGUUUUAAGCUCAUGUCUUGCACACUUUGCUGUCACAAUAAAGGUGUAAAUAUUGUAGAAUUUGACAUUUCUAAUGAUUAAUUUCAAUCUGUUGGAAGAUGCUUGAUAACAUGAAACUAAGUGUUGCAUUGCAUGUUCCCUUUAAUUUAACAUGAAUAAAAGCUCAUUUUAUUUAAA
Messenger RNA from Myxocyprinus asiaticus (Chinese sucker), 2865 nucleotides. RefSeq names its product EF-hand calcium-binding domain-containing protein 14-like. The record is from RefSeq and is a predicted model, not a curated record. NCBI's taxonomy places the organism in Eukaryota, Metazoa, Chordata, Actinopteri, Cypriniformes, Catostomidae. Bases 418 to 1641 code for a protein of 407 amino acids. The transcript has 10 exons.